Messenger RNA from Nerophis lumbriciformis (worm pipefish), 2642 nucleotides. RefSeq lists its product as uncharacterized. NCBI's taxonomy places the organism in Eukaryota, Metazoa, Chordata, Actinopteri, Syngnathiformes, Syngnathidae. Gene Ontology annotation, cellular component: nucleus. Gene Ontology annotation, molecular function: DNA-binding transcription factor activity, RNA polymerase II-specific; RNA polymerase II cis-regulatory region sequence-specific DNA binding. The record is from RefSeq and is a predicted model, not a curated record. Gene Ontology annotation, biological process: regulation of transcription by RNA polymerase II.
UGCGCGCGAAGCAAACAGGGCGAGGAUAAAGCAAGAUGGCGUCUGACGGUGAAGACGUUAUUGCAGUCGUCACAGUUCAGUGUUCUUAAUCUGUGCGUCCAUGUACACAUAUAUGUCCUUUAUUACACUCUAUUAAAUAGAGUCAUAAUAACUGUUUGUAUAUUAGUCCGAGCGCACUUCUCCAGCUAGCUUAGCUUGCUAGUUAGCUUAGCUUGUUAGCUGCUAACAAAGAGAGAUGAAAACACAUCGCUAAGCAGAGAUCAAGUGUGAGUGUAAAGUGUUGUGAUUGUGUGAAAAUGUGCGAAAGAACCAUAGCAGAGUACGAGGAGGAACUUUGUCCAACAAAAGAGGAGAAGGAGCGACAACAUGAAAAACAUCAAGUUGUGUUACACACAACAGACAUCCAUCAGCUGAUUGGACACCAAGAAGAAUGUCUCCCUCAUCUGCAGGGGGACAGUUUCACUUUAGAGGAUCCACAGCCCUCACACAUGAAAGAGGAAGAGGAGGGAGAGUGUGUUGUAGGGCAGGAGGAGGAUGAUGUCAGCAAGUUUCCACUGACUGUUGUCUCUGUGAAGACUGAAGAGCAUGAAGACAAAGCACCUGAGUCCUCACAGCUUCAUCACAGUCCAAACAUCCACCAGCCCCCCCACAUGAAAGAGGAAGAGGAUGAUCCACAGCCCACCCACAUAAAAGAGGAAGAGGGGGAUCUACAGCCCACCCACAUGAAAGAGGAAGAGGAUGAUCCACAGCCCACCCACAUGAAAGAGGAAGAGGGGGAUCCACAGCCCCGCCACAUGAAAGAGGAAGAGGAUGAUACACAGCCCCCUCACAUGAAAGAGGAAGAGGGGGAUCCAGAACCCACCCACACGAAAGAGGAAGAGGAUGAUCCACACAUGAAAGAGGAAGAUAAUGAUCCACAGCCCCUUCACAUGAAAGAGGAAGAAGAGGAUCCACACAUGAAAGAGGAAGAGGAGGAUCCACACAUGAAAGAGGAAGAGGAGGGAGAGUGUGUUGUAGGGCAGGAGGAGGAUGAUGUCAGCAAGUUUCCACUGACUGUUGUCUCUGUGAAGACUGAAGAGCAUGAAGACAAAGCACCUGAGUCCUCACAGCUUCAUCACAGUCCAAACGUCCAGCGGGUGUCAGCGGGGAGUCAUGAAGAGGAGUGGCACACCAGUGUGGGACAGAAGGAGCUACAGGCCCCCUCCCACAUUAAAGAGGAGCAGCUUCAUGAUGAAGAUGAAGCUCAGUCCUUCCAGCUUCAUCACAGUCAAAGUGAGGAGAACAGAGGGGCGGAGCUUGUAAGUCAACACAUCACAGAAGCUGAUGGAGAGCAUUGUGAAGAUAUCAAGUCAGAACCAGACAGCAUCUUUGCUCCACUGUCAGACAUGGACCACAUGAUGUCACACUCUUCUGAUCACAGUGACCACAUCCAAAAACCUUUGGAGAGUAAAAAUGACUCUAAAGGUGAUACGAGACAUCACACUAACAACAAACACUUUGACUGCUCUGAAUGUGGGAAAUCAUUUAGAAAGAAGAGUCAUUGUACAGUACACAUGAGAACACAUACUGGAGAGAAACCUUUUACUUGCUCUGUUUGUAAGAAGAGUUUCUCCACAAAACCUAACAUGACCACACACAUGAGAACACACACUGAAGAGAAACCUUUUACUUGCUCUGUUUGUAAGAAGAAUUUUUUCCAAAAGUGUAACAUGACCACACACAUGAGAACACACACUGGAGAGAAACCUUUUACUUGCUCUGUUUGUAAGAAGAGUUUCUCCACAAAGCGUAACAUAACCAUACACAUGAGAACACACACUGGAGAGAAACCUUUUGCUUGCUCAGCUUGUGCUAAAAGAUUCUACUCUAAGAAUGACAUGAUAUUACACAUGAGAACACAUACUGGAGAGAAACCUUUUACUUGCUCUGUUUGUAAGAAGAGUUUCUCCAGCAAGCAUCACAUGACCACACACAUGAGAACACACACUGGAGAGAAACCGUUUUGUUGCUCUGCGUGUGUUAAAAGGUUCAUGUAUAAGUAUCAGGCCAGUAAACACAAGUGUGUAACAGUCAUGGAAGCUGCAGGGAUGUAAAAACACUUAAACAGUGAUUGUGCUAAAUGUAGUUUAAAAACACAGCAUGUUUAUUAAUAAGAAUGUAUAUUUGAUGUUGUAUGUAGUGCUUCUCAUCUUCUAGUCUUAUAUGUUGUCCUGUACUUACUUUAUGAGUUGUGUGAAUGUAUUAAAUAUUAUAUAUGUAGCUACUGUUAAGUUCCACUCUUCUAAUCCAAAAAGGACCCAAGGAUAACUAACGAUUUCCAACUGAUCAACUUUUAUUUUCCAACUUGAAGCAUUGUUGGUUUAAUUUCAGUUGAUCUUCAAAAUCAUCAGUAGGUUGUAAACCUUGAAACCACAAAAACAGAGAUGUUAACAAUGUGAUAACACAGCUAUUUUCCAACAAUGUUUUACAAAUGCUUUUAAACCGCUGAAUAAUGUUUUAAACUUUAAACAUUAAACCAUAAACUUUGACUUUAAACCUUUUAACUUUAACCAUUUGCUAUUUUAACUUAAGCUUUAAACCUUUUAACAUUUUAACUUCAGCUUUAAACUUUUACAUGAGCUUUAAAGUGGUCAAACACAGUU